AUGGAAAAUCAUAGAAACGAUUUUAUUGAUGGGAACCUUCCAGACGCCAGGGUGAACCCAUCCCCAGCAUUUCAUGUCACAGGCUUAGAUUACGCUGGUCCAAUAUCUAUAAGGCAUGGAGGAACAAGGAGCAGGGUCAACACCAAGGCAUACGUGGCAUUUUUCGUUUGCUUUAGCACUCAUGCCAUUCACCUAGAAUUGGGGAAAGCAGAUUCAAAUCCAUUCCAACAAUGGGAUAAAUUUUAUCGGAGCCACAUAAUAUUGGGUGAGUUCCUAAACAAUAAUUCUCUAAGGAAAGGGAUAUUAGAAUAUUCACACCAAGAAGGGAUAGACUGGCGAUUUAUUCUUCCUCAUACUCCCAUUUUGGAGGCCUAUGGGAAGCCGGAGUUAAAUCAACAAAAUAUCAUCUACGCCGAUGCAGAGUAUGAUGGAGAGAGUAUACUUAAUUUUGAGGAGCUACACACAGUACUAGUGCAAAUUGAAGCGGUGCUGAAUUCAAGGCCCGUAAUGGCUGAUUCCGAUGAUCCUGACAGCCUGGAGGCAUUGACACCAGGAUACUUUCUAAUUGGACAUCAGUUAACGACUUUCCCGGAGCCAACCCUGCUCAAUGAACCGACAAUAAAUUGUCCAAGACGAAGAUGGGACUUGGUUCAAAGAAUGUUUCAGCAAUUUUGGCUGCGCUGGCGCCGAAAUUUGGCUAUACUAAAGGAAGACCACCAAUCACUCCUGGACUGGCACAUAGGUAAGAUAAUUCAGCCACAACAGGGAGCUGAUGGACUGGUCCGAGUGGCUACUAUCAAAACAAGGGGCAGCACUAUGAAGCAGCCAAUUAUGAAACUAGCAAUGCUACCUAUCCAACAUGAACCAUAG
Molecule: messenger RNA, 870 nt
Organism: Acyrthosiphon pisum (pea aphid)
Lineage: Eukaryota; Metazoa; Arthropoda; Insecta; Hemiptera; Aphididae
Exons: 3
Coding region: 1-870 (289 amino acids)
Source: RefSeq, a predicted model, not a curated record